Molecule: messenger RNA, 8323 nt
Organism: Chroicocephalus ridibundus (black-headed gull)
Lineage: Eukaryota; Metazoa; Chordata; Aves; Charadriiformes; Laridae
Gene: WDHD1
Product: WD repeat and HMG-box DNA binding protein 1
Exons: 30
Coding region: 70-3438 (1122 amino acids)
Biological process (GO): mitotic cell cycle; DNA repair; DNA-templated DNA replication
Cellular component (GO): nuclear replication fork
Molecular function (GO): chromatin binding; protein binding
Source: RefSeq, a predicted model, not a curated record
CCGAGCCGAGCCGAGCCGAGCGCGGGAAGGCUCGAAGCGGGCGGCGGGGCUGGCGCGGUGAGAGCAAAGAUGUCUUCUGAGCAAAAGCCGAUGCGGUACGGCCACACCGAGGGACACACGGAUGUCUGCUUUGAUGACACUGGAAGCUGUAUUGUAACUUGUGGCAGUGAUGGAGAUGUUAGGAUUUGGGAAAACCUGGAUGAUGAUGAUCCAAAGUCCAUUAAUGUGGGAGAAAAGGCCUAUUCCUGCGCUCUAAAGAAUGGAAGACUGAUCACAGCAGUAUCGAACAAUACUGUUCAGAUACAUACAUUUCCUGAAGGAGCCCCAGAUGGCAUCCUUACUCGUUUCACCACGAAUGCAAACCACGUCAUCUUUAAUUGUGAUGGUACCAAAAUUGCUGCUGGAUCUAGUGACUUUAUGGUCAAAGUGGUGGAGGUGACUGAUAGCAGCAAGCAGAAAACAUUCCGAGGACACGACGCUCCUGUUUUAAGCCUGUCUUUUGACCCCAGGGAUGUUUAUCUGGCAUCGGCGAGCUGUGAUGGUUCUGUCAGAGUAUGGAAAAUAGCAGAUCAGACAUGCACAACAAGCUGGCCACUGCUGCAGAAAUGUAAUGAUGUGAUAAAUGCUAAAUCAAUUUGCAGGCUUGGCUGGCAACCUGGCAGUGGGAAGUUCCUGGCAAUUCCUGUAGAUAAAGUAGUUAAACUAUACAAAAGAGAAACCUGGGAUAGUCAGUUCAAUCUAUCGGAUACAUUCAUCACACAGCCCUUGAAUGUUGUGGCCUGGUCUCCUUGUGGGCAGUAUCUGGCAGCUGGAAGUGUGGAUGGGAGUAUAGUGGUGUGGAAUGUGGAAACCCAGGAGUGCAUAGAGAGGAUGAAGCAUGAGAAAAAUUACACAAUCUGUGGACUGGCAUGGCACCCCAAAUAUAGGCAAAUCGCUUAUACAGAUACUGAGGGAAAUCUGGGGCUGUUGGAAAAUGUCGGUGAUGGAAAGAAACCAAAUGACAAGGUUGCCAGUACAGUGACAAAAGACUACAAUGAUCUCUUUGAUGGAGAAGACGGUGACUAUUUAAAUGGAGAUAUGAUUGAGCCACAGUCUUCCCCAAAGGCUGGAGCUAAUGAAGAUGACGGUGAUGAUGAUGACCUUAUGCGAACUUCAGGCCAUCCGAGACGGGCAAUAAUUGAUGAUGAUGAUAACUCACUAGAUAUUGGGAUGAUAAAAGCUAAUGCCAAUCUUCUUGAAAAGGAAGAUGACGAUGAUGAUCAGACUGAUGGCUUUCCAGCUUUACCACCAUCAUCUACACAGCAGCCUUUCUAUGAUGGGCCAAUGCCAACCCCCAAGCAAAAGCCGUUCCAGUCUGGCUCCACUCCUGCACAUCUCAUGCAUCGUUUCAUGGUAUGGAAUUCUGUUGGUAUUAUUCGCUGUUACAAUGAUGAGCAAGACAAUGCUAUAGAUAUAGAAUUUCAUGAUACUUCCAUACAUCAUGCAACACACCUGCCGAACUCUCUGAAUCACACGAUGGCUGACCUCUCCACUGAAGCGAUUUUACUGGCCUGUGAGAGUACAGAGGAACUUGCAAGCAAGCUCCACUGCAUUCAUUUUAGCUCCUGGGAUGCAAACAAGGAGUGGACGGUAGAUAUGCCAAAGGACGAAGACAUUGAGGCCAUCUGUCUGGGUCAAGGCUGGGCUGCUUGUGCCACCAGUGCCUUGCUGGUUCGUGUGUUUACAGUUGGAGGAGUUCAGAAAGAGAUCUUCAGUCUCCCAGGUCCCGUGGUCUCUAUGGCAGGACACGGAGAGCAGUUGAUGAUUAUUUAUCAUAGAGGUACUGGGUUUGAUGGGGACCAGUGCCUCGGAGUACAGCUGAUGGAGCUAGGAAAAAAGAAAAAACAAAUUUUGCAUGGAGACCCUCUUUCUCUUACAAAGAAAUCCUAUUUGGUAUGGGUUGGAUUCUCCGCAGAAGGUACCCCGUGUUACGUGGAUUCUGAGGGAAUUGUGCGGAUGUUGAACCGAGGACUUGGGAAUACUUGGAUUCCAGUGUGUAACACGAGAGAGCAUUGCAAAGGAAAACUUGAUCAUUAUUGGGUAGUUGGCAUCCACGAAAAUCCCCAGCAGCUCAGGUGUAUUCCUUGUAAAGGAUCCCGAUUCCCUCCUACGCUACCACGACCUGCUGUGGCAAUAUUAUCUUUUAAACUUCCUUACUGUCAAGUUACAACAGAAAAGGGACAGAUGGAGGAGCAGUACUGGCGUUCUGUUGUAUUUCACAACCAUGUGGAUUACUUAUCAAAAAAUGGCUACGAGCUUGAUGAAAAUGCUAACAGUCAGUCAGUGAAAGAACAGCAAGAACUUUUAAUGAAGCUGUUUGCCCUUUCUUGUAAACUGGAGCGCGAAUUUCGUUGUGUGGAACUUGCUGACCUCAUGACACAAAACGUUGUGAAUUUAGCUAUCAAGUAUGCUUCUCGCUCUCGAAAACUAAAUUUAGCUCAGCGACUUAGUGAAAUGGCUGUAGAAAAAGCAAGUGAGUUGGCAACAGCACUGGAAGAUGAAGAGGAGGAAGAGGAUUUCCGAAAGCACUUGAACGCUGGUUACAGAAACUCUGCUAUGGAAUGGGGUCAGCUGCCAGUCAGAAAUGUUCAGUGGGACCAAGAAAUGGAAGAUGCAGAGGAAACUGAUGCCUGUGAGGAAGCAGAAGAAACAUCAGAAGUGCAUAAACAGAGGCCAAAUCCUUUCUCCAAAGGAGUCACUUCAGCGGAGGCGACUACUCCGAAGCCUGCUGUAAUUGCAUCAAGCAGCCAAGGACGAGUGAAUCCCUUUAAGGUGUCAUCUAACAAAAGGGACCCAGUGGUCCCCUCAGUGAAUGUUCUAGACACUAUGAGCAAAUACUCAAAGAAAACUUUGUCUAGCAAUCGAGCCGUAAACAAGCAGAACCCUCCAGUUAUAAAGCCUCUGAUUCCCAAACCCAAGUCCAAGCAGGCUUCAGCAGCCUCCUUCUUCCAGCCUCGUACAUCUAACUCUAGUGAAAAAACAGUGGAAGAAAGAGAAGAAAACACGGGAAACGAGUCCCAUGAUGUCAAAGUCACUGCACAGGAGAACACUGAAAACAGAAGGCCAAAGACAGGAUUCCAGAUGUGGCUGGAAGAGAACAGAGCAAACAUUUUGACAGAUAAUCCUGAUCUGAAUGAAGCAGAAGUAAUAAAAGAAGGCAUGAGUCGGUUUAGAAUGCUGUCGUCCGAAGAAAGAAUGGUGUGGACUGAGAAAGCAAAAGGAGGAACAGUCAAUGAUUUAACAGAAGAUAAAAAGCGAAAGUGUCCCGCAGCUGAUGAAGAUGAAGUGAAAAAGAAUCAGGAGCAAAAAUCGGAGGACUCAAAUUUAUCCAAAAAACCGAAACCUUUAGAUCAAUCUACAAAUGUCAGAUUGUCAGCUUUUGCGUUCAAGCAAAGCUAAGUAACGUGGUACCUUCUCAGCGUAUGUUUUCUGAAGACGUUAGGUGGCUCUGUAUUGAGAAAUUUGCUGCUGUCCUCAAAGAGCAGCAGCAAAAAGAGUGCCUUGCUCCAAAUAGCCUUUUAGAAAGUAUUUUAUUAUCAAUUCUUUUUAUUGAAUUAUCAAUUCUUAUCAAUUGACAAUUCAGAAAUGCUGAAUCUACUCUCCUGAUCUUUUUCAAGUUACCGGUGUAAAGCUCGAUAGCAAAAAUACUACUAAUGGACGUGUUACCUAGAAGCAGAGUUCCACACAGUGUUGUGUAACUGUGUGCCUCGAUACUUGUAAUAUUUGAUGCUAAAUACAGAUUAGUCAUUCUGGGGAGGAUAAACUUUGUACAAAAACUGUCCUACGGUUUUAGAGAACCAAAGUAAUGGCUCCUCUACCACUCCUUUCGCCUACUGCAAAUGCUGGUAAGAGAAAGAUGGUCAAGGAAAUGGGAAUGAGGGGAAAAUAGUUUAAGGUGGCGCUGAUGUUCAGCUGCAUUUCAACAUCCGUGGCUGUGACAGUGGCAGAGACCAGCCUUAUACGGGCAGGGAGAGAAAACCAGGACAAGAAGCUGAAUUAGGAACGUCAGGUGUGCAAAAAUGAGCCAUUCCAGACUGUGUGCAAGUGUACUUUCCCAGUCGGUGCCUCGUCAGGGUCCGGAACUUGAAAAAUCUCUAUACUCUUUUAUGUAAUGUUUAUUUUUAAAAAUAAAAUGUGAAUGUUUCUUUGUUUUAAGGUGGUGGUCUCCUUUGCAAUUUUUAUAAUUGAAGUAAACAGACUUCUACCUACGAGUCAUAAGGCAGUUGGAUUUACCUUCUCUGGAGAAAAGGCAGUAUGGCUAAUAAACGUAUUUGAAGCAAAAUCAAAUUUUGAAACUUUUUUUAAGAUAAGACUAGGCUGUUCUGAUGACGAGUUGAGCAUUUUGACUGUGGCGCGGGGAGAUGGGCUGGUGCGAACGAAUGGGCUUUCCUUUCAUCUACGUACGUGUUAUCCAUAGUCGAGCUGAGCUGCUUGUCAGGCACCGUUUCUGCAGGCCAAACGUGAGAAGUCAUCACCCUCUGCAGGAAGCAAGAUGUCUCCUCUUGGCUUCUGGGGAUGUUCUGUGUCUCCAGUUUCCACGGCAAACCUGAUCCAUCCUCGGGAUAGCUCCGCUGGUGUUGGUUAGGGACCCAUCGGUUCUCCAGGGCUUCUGCUGUGUCCCUCACUGAGGAUUUGCAUCCACCUAAGGAGUGAGCAAUGCCAUCAGACUCAAACAAAGAUUUGCUUUACAAACCUGGUGUAAGUCACUUUCCUGGACAUAGUGCUGUGUCUCUGACCUCUGCGGUUGUCACCAGCUCCAACGUUGCGCACAGCUGGGGCAGCUUGGUUACUCCAGCUGGGAGAGUUUCUCACCUUGCAGGCAGCAAAAGAAAGAACAAUUUUGGAGUGGAAAAGUCAAGAAGGCUCAACCAGCUUGGAUGCUUGGGGUGGACAAAGGAGACCCUGUGUUUGGAGAAAACAUAUUCUGGCUGUGAAACGCACCUUGACUUCUUUCCAAAGAACUUAACUGUAUUGGUCAUGGAGUGACUCAACUUGGUGGUCCUGGCUGGCUAGUCCAAGGAGAAGACAACAGCAGUGAGAACUGUCGAUGAGAAGGUUGGGUGUCUCAUGCAGUAGAGUUUUAUGAUGGAAAACAGCAGACCUGGCUUCUUUUCUCUUCUCCUGGCUGAUGUGCUGCUGUAUAAGAGCAAUAGUAAUUAAUUUACUUAAAGGAAGGCAAAACACGAAUACUGACCUAGGCUGUGAAAAGAGCCACUUGAUGCUGGACUCAAUUGGAUGUGAAUUGCAGAGGAAAUUUGCGGGAAUAGUUUCAAGCCGCGUGUUGCCAGGGAACGAUCCUGUCUACAAAUCACAUUAUCGAUCCUGGGGGUAAUAAUGGUGAGAAGCAACCAAGGGGAGCGAUGUGGAGACACAGCUGGUAUCCCUGUCUGCCCGGUGCAGGAAUCCAAAGCCGCCCUUGGUUUAGGAAUGGGCUGGAGGAACCUACAGGUCGCCCUAGCCAAUGUCAGAUAGCUCCCGUCGGUAAUGGGGCACAGGUCCAUGGGAGCCUGGAGACUUGUGUUAUACUGCUGUUUUCACAUUCUUAAAAGCAUAAAUAUGAAUUUACCUCUUACAGCCUGGGCCCUCCCUCUGAAGUUUUCCAAAUUUCAGGAAGCAAAAGUGUGAGGAGUCCGUUGGUGUGAGAUCCUGUGUCCUUGCCCUGUGAAGCCACAAAGGGAAAGCCGGGGCAGGGCAAAACUGCCUUUUUCAUUCCCAGUGUCAGCUCUAAGAUGUGAGACCUCACCAGGGAAGAUAAAAUGCAGAUCGCAUCUGCAGAAGCCCCCUCAGACCUUGGGGAUCCUCUCUUUACAGAGCAACACAUCCACCUGUAAGAGAUUGGUAUUUUAGGAGCCUGUAAUCAAUUUUGCUUGUUAUUCCGGGUAAUAGAAUUAAAUUGCUCGAUUCACUCUUUAAACUGACGCACUGUGAUUCCAGGGGCUGAUAAAUCCCAAGCUGUAUUUCCAGGGCAUGGAAAGGAUGGCAGUAGGCUGCGAUGUUGCUGUCCAUCGCCGCUGUGGACACAGCUAUUAUUUGAGGAUCAUGUUCAGGUCAGGUCACGUUCUGGCUUGAUGUUAAUAGCAGGAUCGAUCUGCAUCUACCCCCGGUAUCAAUACAGGCUGGGGGAUGAAGGGAUUGAGAGCAGACCUGCUGAGAAGGACUUGGGGUUACUGAUGGAUGAAAAACUGGACAUGAGGCAGCAAUGUGUGCUUGCGGCCCAGAAGGCUGAUCGAAUCCUGGGCUGCAUCAAAACAAGCACGGCCAGAAGGUCGAUGGAGGUGAUUCUGCCCCUCUACUCUGCUCUGGUGAGUCCCUACCUGGAGUACUGUGUCCAGCUCUGGAGCCCCCAGCACAGAAAAGAUGUGAAAACACCUGUUGGAGUGGGUCCAGAGGAGGGCCACAAAAAUGAUCAGAGGGCUGGAGCACCUCUCCUGUGAGGACAGGCGGAGACAGUUGGGGUUGUUCGUCUUGGAGAAGAGAGGGUUCCAGGGAAAUCUUAUUGUGGCCUUUCAGUACUUAAAGGGGCUUAUAAGAAAGAUGGGGACAAACUUUUUAGCAGGGCCUGGUUUUGAUAGCACAAGGGCUAAUGGUUUUAAACUAAAAGAGGGUGGUUUUUAGACUAGAUAUAAGGAAUACAUUUUUUACGAGGAUGUUGAAACACUGGAACAGGUAGCCCAGACAGGUGGUAGAUGCCCAUCCCUGGCAACAGGUUCGGUUGGACGGGGUUCUGAACCACCUGAUCUAGUUGAAGGUGUCCCUUCAUUGCAGGGGGGGAGUUGAACUAGAUGAUCUUUCCUGUCCCUUCCAACCCAAACUAUUCUAUGAUUAUCUGAUUCUGUAUUAAGUUGCUUGGUUUUGUGCACAACAUUUGUGAGCAUGGGGGAAACAGCCGAGUAACCUUCAUUCCUGGCUGAAAUGAUAUGCGUACCUGGUUGGAAUAAAUUAUCUCAGCUCCAUUAGAGUUGCAACACUAUACCAAUUUAUACCAGUUGAAACUUUUUAGGACUUCUUCCCAUUUCUACCAGGUUCUUUCUAAACUGUGCUGAAAUAGACCUCCCUCCAAAACUGUUUUAUGCCGUGUGCUCAGUUUAGUAGUUAAUAAUACGUGGAAUAACUCUGUGCUGAGUUAAUCCCAUGUGUUCCGCGGCUGAAGGCAUUCAGGAGAGGAACACUGGAGCAGGGGUUUCUGUGUGGUGGCAGCUGCGAUUGGGGGAACCUGGUCUGCACUAGCCCUGAGCUGCUGCUGCGGAGCUGGUCGCUGUGGGGAGAAGAUUAAGGUGGGGGAUUAGAUUUUGUCCCAUUGAAAACUGUUCUGCGUGGUGUUUUCUGUCACGGGGCUGUCUUCUGUAUUUUUGUUCUUGGCACAAAGCGAGAGACAGUUAUAAUAUGUUUUUUAAGAAAAACAUAUUAAGUUUUUUAGUGCUGGGGGCCUGAGAGCACCACCAGGCCUCACUGUCCCAGCCUACAGCCUCCCCUCACCCUGCCUAUGGCCCAGGGCCCUUAGUGAUCGCCCAGCCUGGCCUUGGCCUGUCCCUGUGCCCACAGCCCUGCCCAGCCACGGCACUGUGUCUGGCCCUGCUUCCCCUAACAAGGCCUGAUCCUCAGCCCCACCGACAGUCCCUGGGGAGGUACAGGGUGCCUGGGGCUGAUGCUGCCCACCUGCUGCCCCGUUGGUGCGGUGGGGCAGGCCAUGGCUGCCAGGCCCUGGGGAGCUGCUGGAGCCCUUGGCCCAGCGGUGCCCAAGCAGCAACAUUGGUGCACUCUUACGUCCUCAUACAUCUUAGAGUACUGCUAACCCAGAGGUACCUGCUAACCCAAGUGUGCUACCUGAGGAGGCUGUUGCAUACACAUGCUCUGGAGUCCACACGGCUUGUGAAUAAUGUGAUCCAUUAGUGUAGCUUUUCUAUUUAAAUCAAGUCAUUAUGUGCAAAAGAAAAACAUCAAAAGAUGGGAUGUUGAAACAUUUCUGUCUUUGGGUCAUAGAUACCUGUUUAUAAAAGUGCAGAGGUGUCCAGGGUACCUCUGGUAUAGGUUAGGAACAUAUGAAUGGAAAAAAGCCAUGUAUCUUGCAUAUUUAACAUUUCAUUCACAUUGUUACCAAAUUGCAGUUAGCAGGAAACGAUACAAAUCCAGAAGUGGGUAUUUUACCGUCAUUCACAUGUCAAAAACAAAUUUACAGUAAAUCUGAGUAACUGCAUUAGAGCCUUGUGUUUGAUGGAUCUCUCUUAAACUUGGCAGAGGAUGGGUCGAAAGGAGGGCCACCUGGGUGGGUUUUGUCCAUGAUUAU